AAUCCGAUAAUGCUGCAACUGAAACAGCAAAAAAUUGGAUGGUGGAUGUGGCCGGUUUCCUUAUUCUUUGCAGUAUCGUGGGAUUGGUUUCUGCAAGAUAAUCAAAUUUUGCAUUCGUAUUACAGAAGCCGCCGUUCUCGAGAACUUGCAGUUUUCAGGCACCGAAAUGCAUCAAGAAUCCAGACACGGAUGAGUCGCACAAGACAAAGAAAAAAAUAAUCCCUCGAGAAUAGAUGAGCUUUUUCGCUAUUUAGUCUCCCUUUUCUUUGGGUUACAUAUACAAACCAAAGAAUGGAACACAACGACUGGGUAGUUCCUCUUCCUUCCGAUCGUUCACGAUUAUACCCUUCGUCUUCCAUGCUCGGUCACCACCCCCCAUCCUCGCCACAACCACUCAUUGCCACUUUGCAACAAGGUUCAUCUAUGCUUCAUCCUGCUAAUGAAGAAGAACCCGAGUCAUUAGAAACAUUUGAUUUUGAAUCAACACCUCACAAGCCUCAAAUAUAUACCUCGUCUGUCACCGAUGAAAGUAGUGUACAAACCUUUUACGCUUCACAGUCUCACGAAGAUCCAGUACCUCAAUCUUCUGGAGUGACUACACUGUCCAAUGCGACGACCGACGAUAACAUGACCCUCAUUGGACGAAAAGUACAGCCUGUUGACACAAAACCACUUGCAACGGUUUCCACGGGCAACAAAGACACCACACCGACGAAUCCGGUUACCACCGUCGCUGACCCAUCACUCGAAGAAAAUACCGCAUUAAACGCUACCACUCCCUCUGAACGACCAACACCCAAGCGCGUGACGAAUCUCAAUCGAUCUCGAAGCAGAAAUUACCAAGUAUUUCCCGGCCGCAAUAAGUUCUUUUGCGGUGGUCGAUUAAUGACAAGCAGAGAAUAUUGGGCAUUUUCCGUUGCCAUGAUAUUGCUGGUGGCUCCUUGUGUUGUUUUUGGCAUUUUCACAUGCCCGGUUCUUUGGCGGGAAAUGCAUCCCGUUGUACCUAUUCUUUUCGCCUACUUUUUUGUCCUUUCUGUAGCAUCUAUGAUCAAGACAUCAUGGACUGAUCCGGGGAUCAUUCCUCGAGGAUUAGAUCCUUCCCCGAUGAUGGAGCUAACAAGUGAUCAAGCGUCGGAAGACGAGUCUCUGUGGAGUCGAUCCAUUCCUGCGCAAAAGAUUAUUCGUAUCAGGGAUACAGUGUGGACGUUAAAAUACUGCGAUACUUGUAAGAUUUAUCGUCCGCCUCGUGCGAGCCAUUGCCGUCAAUGCGAUAACUGUGUAGAAAACGAAGAUCAUCACUGUAUCUGGUUGAACAAUUGCAUUGGCAAGCGCAACUAUCGUUCAUUUUUCACGUGCAUUGCCACUUCCACUAUCCUUUGUAUCUAUGUCAUCGUCUUUUCAUUGGUGGAUUUAUUGGUGCUUAAAGGGCCCGGCGAUGUCCGAACUUUGUUCCAUGCUGCGCCUGCGAGCUUUGUGUUGGCCAUUUUCUGCUUUGUACUGUUAUGGUUAAUCGGCGGUCUCACGUUCUAUCACUGCUCACUGGUACUGCAUGGUCUCACUACGCAUGAACGACUACGAGCUUCUAUAUUAGACACAAAGCAUCUAAUGGCCAAUCCAUACAAGAAAAAGAACCCAUUCCUGAACAUGGCGCAUGUGCUGUGUCGGCCGCAACCUAAAAGUUACCUCCGAAGGAGAAAAUAUGCCGACCUUGAUGUUUAAUAGAAUUGUACAGCAUGUCUCAAUAACAUUAUAUACCCCUCUUUAUCCCUUAAUGACGUUACCAUACACUUUUUCAAGUAUUCCCUUCCAGUGAAUGAUCAGUAAAAAGAAAAAUUAUCAUCUAUUAUAUUCUCGUAAUCUGCUACCCUUAUGCCUUUGUAUCAGCAGAAGAUCUUUCGCAGCCCGCUCUUCAAGCAAGCAAAAGUAACCAGCUCUAUUUUUGCUCCAGGCUUCUAUAAUCGGGUAACAAACACCUGG
This is a messenger RNA of Radiomyces spectabilis, 1977 nucleotides long. RefSeq names its product DHHC palmitoyltransferase-domain-containing protein. Lineage: Eukaryota; Fungi; Mucoromycota; Mucoromycetes; Mucorales; Radiomycetaceae. The coding region runs from base 292 to 1719 and encodes 475 amino acids. The transcript is spliced from 7 exons. Gene Ontology annotation, cellular component: endoplasmic reticulum; Golgi apparatus. The record is from RefSeq and is a predicted model, not a curated record. Gene Ontology annotation, molecular function: protein-cysteine S-palmitoyltransferase activity. Gene Ontology annotation, biological process: peptidyl-L-cysteine S-palmitoylation; protein targeting to membrane.